Messenger RNA from Lodderomyces parapsilosis, 1794 nucleotides. Its product is annotated as MFS transporter. The record is from RefSeq and is a predicted model, not a curated record. Lineage: Eukaryota; Fungi; Ascomycota; Pichiomycetes; Serinales; Debaryomycetaceae. Gene Ontology annotation, biological process: transmembrane transport. Bases 1 to 1794 code for a protein of 597 amino acids. Gene Ontology annotation, molecular function: transmembrane transporter activity. The transcript has a single exon.
AUGAAUCAACUAGAAGAGAUAGUUGCAGCGUCUUCUGCACCUCGUGAAGGUGCCAUAACUUACUUACAGAGCUCGACCACAAGCUCUACCCAAACAGAUUCCUCAACCCACCUCAACACGUCUUCUGAGGAGAAAACUGAAAAACAGAAUCUUUCAUUUCCAGACCGCCUUGAAGAUCAAGAGGCCAGUGUUGAACAUCAACCACACGCCGUUUACGACUACACAAGGAAUGGUGACGAGUUAUCAAGGUCAGAAUUGAAUGCCCAAUUAUCGCGAGAGCUUUCCAGAAGAAUUACCAACACAGGAUCGUUCCUAUUGCAAGAUCAUGCCGAUAUGGACCUCUCCAUGGGGGAGAAUAUUCCCUUCCCACCAAAAUUGCCCGAUAGAACUCCAUAUUGUGUCGCAUUCAAUGGAUUGGAUGACCCUUAUCAUCCACACAAUCUCUCAUUUUACAAAAAGAUGUUGUACAGUGCUUCAGUUGCAAUGGCAGCACUUUCAUUUUCAAUGGGUUCAUCUAUGUUUUCCCAGGGUAAUAAAGAAGUUAUGCAACUUUAUCAUAUUGGAGAGUCAGUUGUCGCUUUGGGUACUUCACUAUUUGUGUUCGGUUUCUCUGCAGGGCCAGUUAUUCAUGGUCCCUUAAGUGAAUUGUUUGGUAGAAAGCCAAUAAUGGUGAUUUCAUGUUUUGGUUACGUUUGUUUUCUGUUUGGCUCUGCUACUUCCAAAGACUUGCACACAUUGAUGUUGUGUCGAUUCUUUUCAGGGUUUACAGGGAGUGCACCAUUUGUGGUUGGUCCUGCAGUUAUGGUUGAUUUGUUUAGAGCAAGAGUAAGAGGAAUAGCAAUGUCGGUGUUUGUGAGUGUAUUGUUUGGUGGCCCUAUGAUUGCUCCUGUAUUGGGCGGUUUCAUUGUCAAGAAUCCAAGUAUGGGCUGGAGAUGGACCUUGUAUAUGUCGGGGAUUAUUGGUUGCGUUUCUUUGGUAAUGAAUGCCUUUUUUUUGCAAGAGACUCAUCACCCGGUAUUACUAGUGAGGAAGGCUGAAUUAUUGAGAAGAAACACAGGUAAUUGGGGCAUAUUCGCCGCACACGAAGAAGUCUCCCUAAGUUUGAGUGAGAUUGUGAGAAACAACAUUAUGAGACCAUUAAAGUUGCUAUUCACUGAGCCAAUUAUUUUCCUCGUCAGUGUGUACAAUGCGUUUGUUUAUGGCAUGCUUUAUGCGUUUUUGACGGUUAUUCCAUUAGUGUUUUCAGGUCGGUACCAUUGGUCACAAGGAGUUGGCGAGUUGCCAUAUGUGUCCAUGUUUUUGGGGGUUUGUUUUGGGGGUCUUAUUAUUGUGUAUUUCGAAAAUAUGUUGAAUAAGAGGAUGGAUGCUACGGGAUUAAACCCAUCUCCGGAGGCAAGACUACCACCAGUCAUGGUUGGAGGAGCUACUUUUGUAAUUGGAAUGUUUUUGUUGGGCUGGACAGGUGACUAUGCCGAGCAUAUACAUUGGAUCGUUCCCGUCAUUGGAGCUUUUAUUGUUGGUAUUGGUUUAAUGUUAAUAUUCUUGCCUACUAUGAAUUACAUUAUUGAUUGUUAUCUAUACAUUGCUGCUACAGCUUUAGCCGGUAACACAUUUCUUAGGUCUUCAUUUGGUGCUGCCUUUCCUUUGUUUACUACACAAAUGUUCAACAACUUGACCAUCAAGUGGGCAGCAACUUUACUAGGUGGUUUGGGAGCAUUGAUGAUGCCUUUGCCGUUCAUCUUCUACAAAUACGGUGCUACAAUUAGAAGCAAAUCAAAGCAUGCGAUGCAUUAG